Messenger RNA from Vanessa tameamea, 4444 nucleotides. It is a transcript of the gene da, whose product is annotated as daughterless. Gene Ontology annotation, molecular function: DNA-binding transcription factor activity, RNA polymerase II-specific; RNA polymerase II cis-regulatory region sequence-specific DNA binding; protein dimerization activity. The transcript has 13 exons. The record is from RefSeq and is a predicted model, not a curated record. Gene Ontology annotation, biological process: regulation of transcription by RNA polymerase II. The coding region runs from base 116 to 1930 and encodes 604 amino acids. NCBI's taxonomy places the organism in Eukaryota, Metazoa, Arthropoda, Insecta, Lepidoptera, Nymphalidae. Gene Ontology annotation, cellular component: transcription regulator complex; chromatin.
UUUUACACUCGACCAAGUGAUUAGUGAUUUUUUUUUUUUUAAUACGUGAAAUUUAUAAAAGUAAUUCAAACAAACGAAAGACAAACUGAUAAAAGUGAGUGAUGUCGUCGGAGAUAUGGCUAUGCGUCACAAUAUGAACAUGGACCAGAACUUCCUCCCCGCGGACCCCCCACCCGCUCCAGACGUGUACCAGCCCAAGACGGACCUAGCCAGCGAAUAUUUCAACACGUUCAACCAAAUAUGCGAGAACUACCGAACUGACUCCGAUGUCAAUCUUCGGCAAACAUCGGAUACGCUUCGGCUAUCGUCUGAGAUCCUAGACGGCGCUCGGGACGAGUUCAUAAGCACAGAUUUCUUGGUGAAGAACAAGGAGUACCAGGCCGAAUAUGCGGAGAGAGUUUUUAUGAGUGGGAAAGAUGAGCAGAUCUUUCAGUUUGGACAGCCGGAUGCUUCAGCCCUACUCAGGCAUAGGGCGAGGCGAAGAUACAACGAGGAGCAUGGUCUGCCGACGACGGUGACCAGCCAGGAGAGUGGGUAUGGCAGCGAUGAAUUCGGUCACGACUCGCCCAGCCGGUACGCGUCUCCGAAGGGGGCCGGCAACAGCGCUGGCUACCAGGAGCCGUACUACGGCGGCGAGUGGGCGGCGGGCUACUACCAACCGCCACCGCCGCCGCCCUACCACCAUGACCCCUACGCUACGUCACCUGGUAUAGCAGGCGCGCCGGCGGCGGACACGAGUUCGACGGGCGGCGCCGAGCUGCCGCUGCCGCCAAUGUCAUCGUUCAGGGCGGCUGCGCCCGUGCACUCGCCCAGCGAUCCCAUGAUCGUAGCGAAACCGCCCAUGCAGCCGAUGUACGCGGGCGCGGCCAGCACGCCGGGCGCGGGCGGCGAGGCGGGCAGCCUGUCGUCGUACGGCUCGUCGCCCUCCACGCCCGUGCACUCGCCCCCGCCGCUGCACGCUCGCCUCUACCCCCCGCUCAAGCACUCGCCGCACCACCCGCACCACGCGCACCACAACGGACAGCAAGCAAACUGGGUAGCGACGGGAGUUUCGUCACCGCCCACCGCCUCCACCCCGCACGCGCCGCUGCCCGGCUCCGUCAUACCGAACGGUCACCAGCACGUCGUGUUCCCACCGGUUAUGGGCGCGCCGGCCGAGCAGCGACAGCUCGACGAGGCGAUGGUCUUCCUCCGCGAGCACUCUGACGUGGGGACCGGUGUAUUCCAGGGAGCCCGGAUGGAGGAGCGGCUGGACGACGCCAUCAACGUGCUGCGCAACCACGCGGAGGCGCCCGAGCUCUACCCGCAGGACGUGCACCAUCCCCACCAGCCGCCGCCCGUGAGUCGCGUGGGGGGUCCGCUGCCGCACCUGCACGCAGAGCCGCCCGUCAAGAUGGAGAGACACCUGUUGCCCAACACCAAGAAACGCAAAGAGCCCCCGGACUCCGGCCUGGACUCGAAGCCGUCGUCGUCGGGCUCGGCCGACGCGCUGGGCAAGGCGGCCGGCAACAAGCGCUCGCGUCGCUAUUGCUCAUCAGCCGACGAAGGCGACGACGAGUUGGACCCGCAAGCGAAGGCGCUCAGGGAGAAGGAGAGGCGGCAAGCGAACAAUGCCAGGGAAAGGAUAAGGAUAAGGGAUAUCAACGAAGCGCUGAAGGAGCUCGGUAGGAUGUGUAUGACUCACCUCAAGAGCGAUAAACCUCAGACGAAACUGGGCAUAUUGAAUAUGGCCGUGGAGGUCAUCAUGACGCUGGAACAGCAAGUCAGAGAGCGCAACCUCAACCCGAAGGCGGCGUGCCUCAAGCGGCGCGAGGAGGAGAAGGCGGAGGACGCGCCCAAGCUGCUCGCCGCGCCGCUGCACCACUACCAGCCCAUGCCGGGCAUGGGGCAGGUGUCCGGGCAGCCCCCCUCCGGCGCCCCGCAGCAAUAGCGACUCCCGCGCGCCUGCGCGCUGCCCUAGACCGCACUACCGCCGCCGCGCAGCCCUAGCCGGCACUAGGGCGCCGGGCUCCGUGUGUCGCGCUCGAUGUUGACGAUGGUUUCGUUUCGGUUUGUAAAUAGCACCGGAUUCUCCGGUUACUCCCCGUCGACUAGUUUUCUAUUCUAUCCCUCGUUUCCGUUCUCAGUGUUUCGAAUAUGUUUGUUUUAAAUCUGUCGAAUGUCAAAAUCGAUGUAAAUCGAAAGCGAGCGACACACGGCCGCCUCGAACGGCGUUCCUCUUAAGUAAUAGAAAAGCCAGUGAUGGAAUCCCCAGAGACGCUCGCGGUCUGCAGCCGACGGCGUCCCUCGGGUACGCUUGCGUCUGUACGUUUUCGUUUAAUGUUAUUUUAUUAUCUGUGGUGAAUAUCGACCGACGAUUUCCAAAGAGUGUAUCGGAAGCAGUGCGUAGUGAAACAGUAAAUGGACUAUAGUAGUUAAGUGUGUAUAUUAUACAUUUAGUUUUACUACGGACGUGACGUCGUGUGACGUCACAGGCGCCCAAAGACAGUGGGAUACUUGUAACAUAGCCUAGGUAGGUUUAGAAUAAUUGAUAAAUAUAUGGAAAAAAAGAUAUUUUUAAUUACCGAUUUUAAUUUCGCUGCCAUAAGCGUAGGUUUAAGGUUCGGGGCCCAUUUUUCUUAUGGCAACACCGCUCGUCCUAUCUAUAUUUUUCUGUUUGUUUGUUUUUUUUUUUCGUUGGGAGUUUUAUCGUUUAACGCUCAGGAAUACAAGCUCGACAAUAAUCGAAAGUGGGCUCCGGAUAAUAUAUGAAGUUAUAUGAUUUGAGAGCGUAUGGAUGACGUUUGGAGCGAAUUUGUUAAAUUUUUUUUAAUUGUGAAUCCGCCAUUUUAUAUACAGAAGGCGUUUUUUUAAACGAUGUUGUGUAAACGCUCGUUAUUUCGUGUAGCUAUGUGUUUUGUAAACGUGUCGAGGUCGUCGCGCACGGCGCAUCGGCCGUGCAUUACGUGCGUGCGUUUACAAGAAACAUUGAAAUUAUAUUGGCUGCUAACUUAAAUAUGUACUUAGAAUGAUUGUUUACGUAUUCAAAUCCAGUGAUUUUAUUUCAUCCGGCGUCUACGCUUUACGCGUAGAUUUUAUUUUUAUUUUUUUUUUUUACUUUAUACACCCAUGUUGAAAAAAUAUCGUGUACUUAUUUUUAUUAUUAUUAUUAUUAUUUUCAAUUAAAGUUUACCGCACAGAUUAAAUUUGAAAAUUGUGAUUAAUAAAAUUGUUGAUUUUUAAUUUAUUGAUCGUAUGACGCAUGAAGUAUAGCAUGUACUUGAAUUCCGUAUUAUUAUUUUUUUAUAUGUGUAUUUAUUGUGCGCGGUAAACUUUAUUCGACAGAUGAAACGGACGUUUUUCAUUUUAAUGAAUUCUAUGUUGAAGAUGUGUGGGAUUAAAACGAAACAUGGAGGUUCUCUGUUAUGAUGAAUGGCGAAACUAAUUUAUUUUAGAAAAGAAAUAAUAUAGACAUAAUAAAAUGCCAUACUAGUGUAUAUUUAAUUGUUAACGGAAUUAAAACAAUCAAGUCCCGCACAUGGAACGUUCGUUUUGCUCCCUACGUGUGUAUUCUCCGACUUCACAUGGUUACGACGAUCGCGUAAAUAUUGUAAAUAAAAUUAAAAAAAAAAAAAAUGAUAUUCGUUAAAGGAAGCUCAAUCGUUGAUUGUCGGUUAUUUUUGUAGUUGCAUUUUGACAAUAUUUUUUUUUUUAUUCGAUUACUUGUGUAUGAUAAAUUAUUUUUAAUACGAUUUUUCAGAUCGCUUUAAAUCAUGACAGCGCUUUUUAGUAUAAAAUAUAUAUUUAUAUAUAUAUAUACAAUAAUGAUAAAAGAAACGAUUACAAACUGUACUACAAGUAGUACGCGCCCGUGCUACGGAGUACAGUGUUGGUAGUUGGUUUAUUUUAAUUGAUUUUGAACUCUGUAUUAUAUAGGCAUAAGGUUGAUUUUCAUUUGACGUUGAUUUGUCUAAAUGGAGUGACACCGCGCGUGGCGGGAAGCGGCCCUGCGCGCCUCGACACGAGCGCAGAGUCGUCAGUUGAUUGAUAAAAGUUCAAAAUAUUUUUUUAGUAUCGUAUCGUAGGAUAAGUCACUUUAUAAUUAAUUGCGCGUAGUUUAGUUGACUUUCUCUUCCAUUUAGCGUUAUAUCUUAAGUUCUUUCGUUUUUAAUGAUCGUCUAUGAUGACGUAGGUGCGUACGAGACAGGUUAUACCAUCAGGGAUCUGUUGUCUCCGGCCGAGGAGGCACUCGGGGUCGUUCUGUUCCGUUCGUAGACAGUCCUGGAGACUGUCGACUUGAGGCUUAGUUUUCAAUCAAUGUAUCGCGUCCGGCGCGCUGCGGCACUUUAUAAUGGACCGUAUGUUUCUCAGUUCAAAUGCAUAGUUUAAAAUAUCAUUACAAGAAAGCUCUUAUUAUAAAAAUGAAUAAUAUUAAUUAAAUAUAAAUGUGCCAUUCAUUUUGCUA